Messenger RNA from Pieris rapae (cabbage white), 2697 nucleotides. RefSeq names its product protein maelstrom homolog (gene mael). Gene Ontology annotation, biological process: regulation of miRNA-mediated gene silencing; piRNA processing; male meiotic nuclear division. Gene Ontology annotation, molecular function: sequence-specific DNA binding. Gene Ontology annotation, cellular component: P granule; nucleus. The record is from RefSeq and is a predicted model, not a curated record. NCBI's taxonomy places the organism in Eukaryota, Metazoa, Arthropoda, Insecta, Lepidoptera, Pieridae. Bases 204 to 1505 code for a protein of 433 amino acids. The transcript is spliced from 11 exons.
AAUUUUCAAAGGCCCAGGCCUAGGCUACCAACUGUCGACACUAGCUAUCAUUUUCAUACAAAUUUAGUUUUCGACUUUCUAGUUUCUACAUAGGACUUAGACUUAAGACUACUGUAAAUUGUAAUACAUACUGUUAAGCCGUCUUGACUAGACCCCCUGUUUAAGUAAACUCUCGGUUUAGUUUUAAUAAAUUUCUAGGUAUAAUGCCAAAAACAAAAACGGCAUUCUAUUACUUUGCUUUAGAUUAUAAAUCAGAACAAGCGAAGAAGGGAAUCCAUUUAAAGAACUUGGCGGAGGCGGUUGAAGCGGCAUCACCAGUAUGGACGUCUUCACACCCAUCCGUCAGAGCGAAAUAUGAAGCAAAAGCAAAGGCAGAGAAAACAAAAAAUAAUGUGCCUCAAAAAAAAUACACAUCUUAUGGCAUCCCAAUUACUGAGAUUAUCAGACAAGAACAAGAGCAAAAACAAGCUGAAGAAUAUGAAAAAGAAGAUAUAAGCAAUCUCGUGGCAAUUAACAAGAUUUCUGGUGGCACACCAAACAUAGAUAUUUAUCUUAUGGAUGUGAAUUAUUAUUGCAAAGUAAAGAAGGACUAUUUAAUUGGAGAAAGCACCAUGUUAAGGUUCACUCUAAAGGAUGGCUUAGAUGAAGUUUACCAUGAGAUCAUAAAUCCUGGUGGCAUUCCAAUGGGCUAUGCAUAUGAUGUUAAACUGGGGUGUAAAGAAUUUGGAUUAGAAAUACCAGAUGAGACAAAGAAACCGAGUAAUUACAUGCAAAUUCUUGCCAAUAUCAUUGAAUACCUUAAGAAGAGCAACCCAAGUGUUGAAGUUUUGCCUCCGAUAUUCGUGAUGCCUGAUAAAGUGCAUGUUGUCUCGAAUUUUUUGUCUCAAAUGUGUAGACGGGCUGGGGAAGAGGAAUCUAUCUUCCGUGUGUACAGAUUGGAUACUUUGCUGUACCACUUGGCAAAUGUCCAUGAAACAUUCAAGAAACAGAUUCCCACAGAGGCAAUUGCAUUGAGUAUUUUGCAGAAGGAUUUGUUCUUGUACACACCACAAAUUGGAUGUGAUCACCACAACAGUAUAGAUAUGACCCAAGAAUGUUCGAAGUCGCGCGUGACUCGGCAAGCGUUCACAGUAAUGGACCAUUGCUGCUACGGGUUUGGCAUUCAACUGAAACUGGGGAAGCAUUUGCCGGCUGAUGUGGAUUUGGAAGCAAUAAUGGAAAUGAAAGAGAAGAGAUUGGAUCCUAUAUCUACGGUUGCGAAAAUGGAUGCCCUGUCGAUAAGCUGUGGUUCCCAAGCAUCUGCAUCUGCAACUCCGUCAAGCAGUGCCAGUACACCUGUAUUCUCACAAAACAAACGCGUCAUGACUCCGUUGCGCAGACCUGUUGAUAUACAAUACGCACUGCAAAUUGCACCUGAUUUGGAUGAAAACUUUCCUCCACUAUCGAGAUCAAUGGGCCGUGGGAAGAGCAGUGGGUCCAUCAACAGCCAAAGUAAAUUUAAGUAAUUUCAUAUAACAUUAAAAAAAAUUAGGUUAUUUUACUAAAGUCGUAAAUGUGAUUAAAUAAGUGGCACUCGGCAGGGUAUUAAUCUCAUACUUAGGGUGUUUUUUUUUUCUUAAACAUUUAUAAAACGUUGUAAUGCUUUAAGCAAUUAUUAUUUUUUCUUGUUCUUUAAUGUAUAAAACAUAGACUAGAAACGUCAAAUGAGAGAGCUCACUUGACAGCACUAAAAUGUAGUGAUACAUCAUUUGACAGAUGAUCAUUGACCAUCUGACAAGUAAUGUAUUUAUUUUGACAGUUUUAAGGAAAAUGUUUAACGUCAUUUGUCCUUUUGUGGCUAAACUUUGAAUCCUUAUUGCGCUGUUUGAGCUGUUGGAGCUUUAUUAAAACAGUUAUAUUUAGAAGGAUUUUGUUUUUAUAUUUAGAGUUCUAAGAUCUAUAAGCCUCAGUGAUUCGUUGCCAUGACAACGUUAAUGUUACAUACUACGUUUCUUAUUAUAGCGAAUCCAGCGGUGGGACUGAACGGGAUUUUUUUUAAAUUUGGUACUAUGUAGAUCGCUAAGAGAGAUAUCUUUCAAAAUCAGUUAGCAGUCAAAUUUUAUCACUUAUUGGAUAAAGAGGCCCACCAUUCUCUUUUAGACGAGAAUUUUUUGUUGUAACGAGAAUUUAAAAAAAAUUCUGACGCGUUUUUUAUAAGCUGUUCCGUUUGAUUCGUUUUAGGUUAUUUCGAGGUUAUGCUGAAAUUAGUACUUUAUAAGAAAUGUGUUACCAACAAAAUAAUUAUUAGAGAUCGUUUCUACAUGAAUGUUAAGAGAAAUAGCUAUUUGAGGCAUUUAUUACUUUAAAUAGAUAUAUAUCUUGUGGCGUGUAUUUUGUACACGCGUUAAAAUGAUCAGUCUGUGAUUAAAUUAUUAAUUUCACACAUUGUUCGUGACAGUUGACUUUUUGUUUGUCUGAUUCAGUGCUCAUAAAUAUUUGCUUACGUUCUCGUUUCGAUAACGUCAUUUUAUUUUGUUUUCUCUUCGAAAGGUAAUUGUGUGAUAAAAUAUUUUUUUUUAACUAACAAACAUAAACCAACUGUCAACUGUCAUUUGAGUAAUAGGAAGAAUAUUCGCCGAUACCAACUAAGACGACUUGGAACAUCCAGUAUUGGAACGCCUUUAUAUUUUUUUACAAAAAUAAAAAUAUAUAAAUUUC